AUGAGUCCGUAUACGCCCACGGAUGUCGAGGAGCAGCGAUGCUUUAUACCGCAUCAUCCGGUAUUAAAGCCAAGUAGCACUUCGACGAAGGUAAGGGUUGUAUUUAACGCGUCUGCGCGCACUGGCAAUGGAAAGUCUCUCAACGACUGCCUCCUUAUUGGACCAAAAUUGCAGACUGAUCUAUGUGCCAUUUUGUUACGUUGGCGCUGGCACCGGUUUGUGUGUGCCGCCGAUAUUGCGAAGAUGUUUCGGCAAAUUCGCGUGCACGAUGAUCAUACGCGUUUUCAAUUAAUUCUCUGGAGGCAAUCGGAGAAAGACGCGGUAAUUCCGUAUCGGUUACGGACGGUAACUUACGGCACCGCUCCUGCGCCCUUUUUAGCAUUGCGCGUCUUGCGGCAGUUAGCAGAGGACGAGAAGCAUCGUUUCCCUCUGGCUGCGCAUAACGUCAUAUUCAAUUCAUAUGUUGACGAUAUAUUUUUUGGCGCGUCGGAGAUAGAAGAAUGUCGCGAGAUUCGAGAGCAGAUGAUAGGACUGACCAACGCGGGCGGGUUUCCUCUACACAAAUGGAGUUCCAAUUGUCCGGAUUUAAUCUCCGAUUUAUCCGAAACGAUUCGCGAUCCUGCACAAAACGUAGAUUUUAAAGAGGAUGAUCAAUUAAAAAUCCUUGGCAUAUAUUGGGCACCAUUGGAGGAUGCUUUUAGUUUUCGUAUUUGUGCAGAAGUUCCGUCGCAUAUAACAAAACGCACCUUUCUCUCGUAUAUAUCGAGAAUCUACGAUCCAUUAGGUUGGUUGUCGCCUGUCAUUAUUAUCGGUAAGAUCCUUAUUCAACAAUUGUGGCUGUCUAGGAUCGACUGGGACACGACACUACCGUCGGACCUGAAUGAAAGGUGCAUCUCUUUUUGCCACGGACUCAUCUCGCUUGCUACUGUUUGUAUCCCGCGCUGGGUGCACUCCCGCGAGGACUCAAGUAUCGAGAUCCAUGGGUUCGCGGAUGCGUCCCAGGCCGCUUACGCAGCCGUGAUCUACCUUCGAGUGAUCCAUAAAUUCGAGCCACAAGUUUUCUUGCUAACAAGUAAGAGCAAGGUUGCUCCGUUGAAAACGGUCUCGGUUCCUCGUUUGGAGCUCUGUGCGGCCGAACUCUUAUCACGGCUCCUUGCUUGGACCAUUUCUGCGUUGAACCUUGAGCAGGUCCCCAUUUACGCUUGGACGGAUUCCACCGUCGCAUUGGCCUGGCUUAGCAAGUCUCCGGCCACAUGGAAAGUAUUCGUGGCGAAUCGGGUGUCUCUCAUCCAAACGCAAUGUCCUCAGGCAAGUUGGCGUCAUGUUCCUACGCAGGACAACCCUGCGGACUUAGCUUCUCGUGGAGUCUCUCCGACUCAAUUGAUCAAAAAUCCACUAUGGUGGUACGGGCCCUCGUGGCUCUCCUGUGAGCCCCAAGAGUGGCCCUCUGUCGACUCUUCUGAUAGUCUGCCGACUUCUGACCUUGAGGCACGGUCAGUCGUCACUCACGUCACCAAUGUCUCCGAGUGGGAUCUGUCCACUCGCUAUUCUGAUUGGAGCAAACUGCUCAAGAUAACUGCGUUAAUUUUACGCUUCGUGAAACUGACACGACGACAGCUUCCAUGUACGGAACUUUUAUACACUACGCGGUUGAUGACGGAAGCCAAAACCUUUUGGAUCAAGGUCAUACAGUCGUCGUUAUAUGCGACCGAACUUCAUUUAUUGCGAGCCGAGCAAAGAUUGCCACGUUCGAGUUCGCUACUUUCUUUGGAUCCGUUCAUUGAUGAUGACGGAAUUAUUCGUAUGGGAGGCAGAUUGAUGCACGCUCCAUUGACAUUCGCUCAGAAGCAUCCAGUAAUCCUGAGCCAAACUCCUCUGACGCGUAUAAUAGUGCGUGAUGCACAUUUACGCACUCUCCAUGGGGGAACGUCGUUAACAUUACGUCUACUCCGAGAGGAGUACUGGAUACUCCGAGCAAAAAUAAUUGUACGAUCGGUUAUUGGUCAGUGUGUCAUCUGCUCUCGACAUCGUGCAAAUUUGAGCAGUCAGAAAAUGGCUCAUUUGCCCGAGAUACGAACUAAUGUGGCGCGUCCGUUUUUGAAAGUCGGGGUAGAUUAUGCCGGACCCUUGCCAGUGCGCGCCUUCGCCGGACGUGGUCAUCAAUCCCGUAAGGCCUAUAUAGCCCUUUUCGUGUGCUUGAUAACCCGUGCCGUGCACAUAGAACUCGUUACCGAUCUGUCUUCCGCAGCAUUCAUCGCCGCCUUUCGACGAUUUUGUUCACGCCGCGGUAUUCCUGCGAUUGUAUUAAGCGAUAACGGAACCAAUUUCCGUGGCGCGCAGACGGAAUUAUACCGUAUUUUUCACGCUAGUAUGUGCGAUGGUGCCGUCGAAUCAUCUAUGGCCUCGUUAGGCAUAGAAUGGCGCUUUAUUCCAGCCUCCGCUCCACACUUUGGCGGGAUUUGGGAAGCUGGAGUAAAGUCGGUCAAGCACCACUUAAAGCGUAUAGUUGGCGUACAUACGCUAACCAUUGCCGAAUUAGAGACACUGUUGUGUCAAAUAGAGGCCUGCCUAAAUUCGCGACCGAUCGCUGGACUCUCGAAUUCCCCAGACGAUCUAUCGUAUUUGACUCCCGGUCACUUCUUGACCGGCGCUCCACUUCUUGCGUUGCCUGAUGCUUUGCUACUAGAUCGUCCGGAAUCGAGAUUGACGAGAUAUCAACUCGUUCAGCGGAUGCGAGACCGAUUUUGGCAGGUUUGGCGCUUGGAUUUUCUUAACUCUCUGCAGAAGCGCAAUAAAUGGCACAAUCAGCGCGCAAAUUUAAACGUGGGUGAUAUUGUCAUCAUUAAGGAUGACAAUGCUCCACCCUCUAGAUGGGAAUUAGGGCGUAUAACACAGUGCUUCCCGAGUGAAGAUGGGUUGAUCCGCGUUUGCGAGGUGAGGACUGCUACCUCUACCUUUCGACGACCGAUCCACAAAUUGUGUCUCCUUCCGAUCGCUGAUCGAGACGAAAAGGAUCACAAUCUGUAG
Messenger RNA from Nylanderia fulva, 3027 nucleotides. Lineage: Eukaryota; Metazoa; Arthropoda; Insecta; Hymenoptera; Formicidae. The record is from RefSeq and is a predicted model, not a curated record.